UUCCUACAUGUAUCCAUAAUACUGCUGUGCAAGUCGCCAACCACGCGAUUUCCCGCCGCCUCCUUCCAUUUCCACUUGCACCCUACCCUGCUCAGUCCUCACCGACACCCGCUUCGAGACUUGUGCGAGUGGGCGGGAAUAAAUCUAAUAUCCUCAGCCUCAACUCCCACCUCUGUCUGUUCUCCCGACUUAUUCGUGUCUGUCUUGUCUGUUCGUCUGUCUGAUCUAGUCUGGAACUUGUUGACGACCACACGACCACCCGACCCACGACCACUCGACGGGCGACCACGACCAGGAUCGUCGCGGGUUGUUGUCAGCCAAUACCACCCGCUCCUGCGACGACGACGUCAAUCCAAUUUGGCUGUCUGCCCGCCCGCCUGCCUGCCUGUCUUGGUUCUCCACCCAAGACACAGUCGCGACAACAGACACACAAUAAACAGCCACCCCAACUACUAGUAUAUACCUCGCAGAUGACCUGGGCCGAGAUCGAGUAGACGCACGACAACGCACGACAACACACCUCCCACACGCCUCCCGCGCCUCUUAGAUCCAUCCGUCCAAGCCCGUCCAAUCUUGGACUCCCACGCUGCACACCUGUCGUGCUCCCUCCCCCGACAGCCCUGACCGCCGCCCGCCGCCCGCCCCUCGAACCUCAAUUCAGCCUCCAGCCCUCCAGUCCUGUCACUGUCAGCCCUUUUUAUGCUGGCAGUGAUCCAGGGCCCUCGCUCCAUGGGCGCGCCAUGUUCUCCAUGCAACGAUCCCUCUCUUCGCCCGUCCUGCACGCCUCCGAGCCUGCCCCAGCUCCUCCCCCGGAAAGGUCGUCAACUCCUCCCUCUCCAGAGCGUCAUGUCGAGUCCUCUGUCCCUCGACGAGAACACCCCAGCAGCCCCUCAUUGUCCGACAUAUCUCCAGGCACCUCCCGCGACAGCGAGAUGCCACUGCCCACACGCCACAGCGACGACCUCCCGCGGCCCAAGAGCGCCAUACAAACUACGAGCCCCAUCUUUAGAAAGGCCAUAGUCGCCCAGCCCUCGCCUCCCCUCGCCUCCCCGACUCCCGCCUCCAACAACACAGACCCGGCCCAGAACAAUGCUGCGCGCGAUGAGCCCCAGCAGCAGAGGCUCCCUUCCGCCCUGAGGGCCCCCGUCAAGAUCCCCCAGCCGCUCAUCACCGACGCCUCCCUCUAUACAAACCCGUAUCUGGCCCCAGUUGACGCGGCAGAGAGCACCUCGUUAGACGAGCUCGCCCACCUGGUCCGCUUGUCCAAGUACCAGGAGCGCAAGCGCGCCAACACCAGGAUUCGCCUGCAGCGUACCUUGGUCUCCACCGCCCUCUCUGCCCGCCUUACCCGCUGCGGCGAGAUCGCCCAGAGGAACCUGGCCGAGUGCUUCCGCACCGAGGACAAGAAGACCUUUGCCGCCCUCUAUGGCGCCGUCCAGGAUGUCCGCAAGAGCUGCGACGAGGUCAGGAGGUACGCCCUCCUCGAGCCAGAGGUGGAGCUGCUACAUUCCUCCGGGAUGGUGUCGUCCGAAAGUUUGGAAACACCCACCGGCUCCGUCGUCGCCGCCGGCCCCAUGGCUGGCUCGACAGUCCCCUUCCUCCACGACAUCUCGGCCGAUGCCAGGGAGACAUUGCUCAGUUUCCUGUCCAAGAUCAGGAACGACCCGGACUACCUGGCCACCCGGAUAUGCUCCCUGUCCAACUCGGAACGUGCCGCCAUCACCAACUUCCACUCCGGCUUGGAUCCCGUCGAGUCCGUCCUGCCGCUCUACAAUAAGCCACACAUGCGCGGUCCUGGCGCCUCCAACAGGCACCUGUCUAACAAUCCCAGCCCGGUUGAGCGCUUGUUGUCCUUCCAGAGACACGAUGCCCUGUCUGCACUCAUCUACACGUGCUUUGCUAAUUCAGCAGGUCCCGACAGCGCCGAGGAUAAGCGCCGGACCGAUGUCUGGGCCAACGCGUGCGCGCGCCUCAUCUCCAAGUCCGCCACGGAAUCCAAGUCUGGAAAUGAGAACGUGCCCAUCGAGCCCGUCCUCAUCCACGUCCUGAACGUUUGGUCAAGCAUGCGCGACUGGGCAGGCCGCUCAAACAUGGAAUGGUACCUCAUGAAGAUCCUCGAGGAUGGCGCAUUUCUUUUGGACCGCGCCGAGGACCAGCAUGGCACCCGCUUCAACAUCUCGGAUUGGACGUCCAAGGACCAAAUUGCGGCCGAUGAGUUCUAUGAUCGUGCUACUGACGAGCUUUUUGACAUCCUGGACGAUGAGGACGCCACUGGUCUCCCAGAGGGCCUGCUCGAGAUAGGGAACCAGAUCCUCAGGCGCCUGGACCACAAGUAUGUCGACAGCACCAGGAAGUGGUUCGUCUACAAGUGGCUCUUCUCCGUCUGGCUGCUAGGUGUCGUCGUCCAUCCAGAAACCCAUGGGAUGAUGACCGACUACCACAUCACCGAGUACGGCAGGCAGAAGAUCCUCAAACAGGUCGCCAUGAGGGCCUCCAGCGUCGUCGUAGACAUGCUUUGGAAGACCGGACCGGUCUCGACACCCCCCAAGGUCAAGGCCCACGUUGAGAACAUCCUCGGUCGUUUCAAAAACUCCCGCUACAGGCCCCGCCCGAGGCUGCUCAAGGCCAGGUCCAUCACAUCGCUGCGGGAAACUGCCGAGGUGCAUCCGUAUCUCGUUGUGAGCCCUGCGGAUUUGGUCACACUCGUCAACGCUCUCUUCCCCGAGAAGAGGCCGAUGUCGUCCGCCUCCAUCCGGUCUGGUGCCCCUUCUAUUUCCGGCAUGUCUACCAUGUCCCAGCCCAUGUCGAUGGCCACUUCGAGGAGCAACAAUUUUGAGACAGCUUCCAUCAUCAGCACAAGUGUGUCUUCCGUCCUCAGUGACACAAGCACAGCAGCAGAGACAACCAUCGAGCAGCAGGCUACUGGCACCUCAGCGAGAUCCUCGCCCCCACUUGGUGCUCGCCCGAGCCAGGAGUAUAUGAGUAACUAUGAGGAUGACGGCUACCGGCUCCGCCUUGCCCUCCACGAGAUGACCCAGAUCCUUGGUGUCGAUACGUGCUGCGGGUCAUGCCACCCGUGUGCUGAGCGAUGGGCCGUGCUUUUCAUCUCUUCGGAUGGGAAAUCACUUUCUACACAGAUGACCUACGAUCCGGAUGACGAACACGAACCAGAGGAGGAGAACUCUUCUUCCCUGAGCGAGACUGACGAGGAUGACCUGGACGAUGACCGGCCGGAGCUCGACAAGGACUAUCACCAACUUCGUGACUCGAUCCUGAAACUUGUUGAGGACUUUGAGAUCCCCCAGACCUCAGACCAGGGCACUGGAAAGUUCAGCAACAGGACGUCCACACUGAAGAAGUACCGUUCCAAGAACAAGAUCAUCACAACGGAGAGGGCAAGGCCCGGGAGCCCCAGUCGGAAUCCAUACCGACGAAAGGUAACGGGUCAUGACAGUCCUGUGAGGACCGCCUCGCCGCUCGGCGCUGGCGAGAAAGGCAAGGAGGUGGAAGGCAGAGGACAGGAGUCGCCUGAAACGACGCCGGUUCUCGUUGCCAUGCUCCAGGCUGCCGCGGCUCAAGCUCGGGCGCAGUCGGAUUUUGUCGGGUCUCUCUCGUAUUUCAGGACGCUGCAACAGCUCAAUGCCCUGUCUUCGACAUCUCUUCGAGCGGACGGAUUUGCGACAUUGUUGAACAUCUUCAGCAGAGGGCCCCGAGACUCAAUCCGACGUUCUGCGUCCGCAAUCGAGGAAUACGACGCCUGGCUUGUCUGGCUCAAGCAAUCGCAGGAACGCGCUGAGGGUGUAAUUGACUCCAUGAUGCGGCGUUUGCGAGCGCUGCGCGACAAGAUGUGGUACAUUACCGAUGUGCAGAACUCGAAGCCAUACGAGUAUUCUCGCAACAUUGCCGUUGCUCUCAAGGCGAUGGCCACGCGGCACAAGCGCAACAGCUACGGUCGAAGCCGGAGCAUGCUUCGUGGAACUGCCACUGCGUAUCUCCACCGCACCGAGUCCCAAAUUAUUGACCUCAUAGCUGCGAAUGAAGAACGAGGUGGCCCAAACAAGCUUUCUGAUGACCAGGCGGAAAAGACUUCACGUUUCCUGGAGGAAUACGGGAUCGAGAACUUCUGCCGCGGCGAGGAGCGUAUCCAUCGAUUCUGCUGCGAGGUCAAAUCAUGCAUUGGCAAGCUCGUCGGCGACAACAUGAUGGAUGGGCCGGUGCUCUGGAGCAGCGAGCUGUAUCUCCGCGACAAGAAAUUGCUCGAGGCCCCAGCUGCACGGAGAGAUGCACCCCUCUCCUCUUUCCACAACGACGACGCUAGCAGCAUCAUGAGCGACUCGGAGAGGCGGUUCACACCUGCGUCAAGCAGGCCAGGCUCACUGGCAAGAGACUUGAGGGGCAUGUCAUCAAUUGCAAGCUUUGACUCGGCACGCUACGGAUACUCGCGUGCCAGCACGGCGAUGAGCGACAUCAUGGACUCGGGGGAGUACUUUGGGCAUUCCUCGCCCGUGCACACCAUAGACAGCGCAUCGACAUAUUGGUCGCCCUUCCAGUCCAUCACAUCAGCAAGCUCGACGACCUCCCGCGCUCACAGUCCCACCACGAGCAUCACCAAUUUCAGUGGUUCUAUGUGCGGGCCACAUGGCCAUGCAAACCACGGCCUUGCUCGUCCAGGCACGUCAGUGUCCAACAGUGAUACGAUUCAACAGCAGCGGCUGAAUGACGACAAGACAAGGUUCCUCAACGACCUCCGGCAGACCUUGACGAGCUUGUUGCUUAGCGACCUUGGGAACCUGAUCUUCUCCAGGGGGUCCGAAACAGACGGCUGGUUCGAGGACCUCGGCCAGGACUGUAUCGACCGCCGCGAUGCUCAGGAGAGGAAGGCCAAGAAGAGGCGGUCCAGGCUCCGGGUCAUUGCGCGAAAGGAGAGCUUCGGGAACCUGCGAGACGCCAACAAUGCUGCAGAUGCAGCAGCUCUUAACCAGAGCACGUCCGAGUCGCAGCCCGCGACUGGUGCUCAACCAACCCGGGACAAUGAGAGUUCCGCGACUAGCGAUACGUUGCCGGGCAAGAAGUCCUCGAAACCCAGCCGCGAAAACCUGGCGGAAUUCCCAUUCAAUGGAGCCUACCAGCGGCUGUUGAGGAUGUUCUGUGUCCACCCAGACCCAUACGCCAAGCUCAACGCCCUCUACGAGCUGGAGCAUCUUAUUGUUGCAUCCCUGUCUUCUGGGACUACUCGCCGCAGGUUCGGAUGGCUGCGCUCGCCGGAGCUCGAAGCAGAGAAAUACGGCCAAGGAGGUCACUGCCGGCCGUUCGAGGAGGCAAUCGACAACCUUCGCGAGCGCAGGUCCCUGACACUCCAACCGCCCGGCAUCGGAGGCAAUCGCAUGCCGAGCGGCAACCUCAACUCGGAAACCCGGUCUGUCGUCAACACGUCCUCGGUAGCCUCCAACACCGACGCCGUCGCUACAGUGCUGCAACAGCUGUUCCGCAGCGCAGAAAUCCGACCGGCGACGCUCUUCCGUGACCUCCAGUUCAUCGCCAGCUUCGUGCCUGCCAGCAUCCUUGACAAGACCGACCGCGGCAAGGCCUUUUGGGACUGCGCGAUUGCCGCCCUGGGCCUCAAGCAGGAGGUCUGCAGGACCAUGGUCGAGAUGGCAGAUGAACUCGUCGGUGUGUACACUCAGACCAGGCGAGGCAACCCGCCGCCGCCGCCGGAGAGCACGGCUAGCUCGUCGAUCAACGGCGAGGACGAGGCUCGCGCGCAGAGGCCUUCGCCGACCGCUGAACAGCAGGCCUCUCGCACGGCUUCGACCAGCCCACCCACGCCGCCGCCGCCGAGCACGACGUACCGUCUCGAAGACGCGGCGCGCAUGUGGACCAUCACCGCCAAGGAGGGUGACCCGACGAGCCAGAGGGAGCUUGCGCUCUUCUAUCUGUCCAACCCGGAGCUGGUUGACCGGACCACCCUGCCGCUGUCCAAGCCCCGCGAGGUCUUCAAGGAGGCCAUCAUGGACAAGUAUGGCGGGGGCUAUGGCGCGCGCAUUGGUGCCGGGCAGCCUCAUCGUCCAGGUACCGCAGGCCAUGGCCAGGGUACGGACGGAGGCAGGCGAGACGUCAGGAGUGAUGGUGGGCUGAUGUGUGUUGCCAUCCACUGGAUGGAGGCCGCCGAGCAGGGCGGCGACGAGCUCGCCAGGACGUUCCUUGGUCAAAAUGACCUCGGACUGUAAGUAAGUGAGGGUGUAUCCCUGGCAGGGGUGCUAAUAAGAAGCGAGCGCAGUGAGAGAGGGAUCCGGCUCAAGGCGUUGGUGUCGUUUGCAUUACCAUUUACGUUACCAUGCGCGCACGCAAUUUGCAUACAUGUCUAGGGUAUCUAGGCCGAUCUGUAUGUGGGCGUUUUAUUUGGCCGGAUGACGAAUAUCUGAGCGGCACACACGAUAUCAUGACAGGAUUUGAUGACUGGGUUCAAGGGAAAGGAAACUGAAGCAUUUACGACGUUGCCCCUGCCAGCUGUUCCCUGCUGGUGGGUAGGAUUGAUUUUCGAGCUCUCCUUGUCUUCUUCCAUUCUUAAUCUGUUUCGGCUCGGUUGCUGGGCAGCUCGAUUGGUAAUAUGUUUUUGAAUUUGUUUGUCAUGACAAUCUUGUAUCUAUUUACAUAACUUAUUAUACCCCUUAUACAGCGUCAAUAGAUACAGAGCCAUUGCUCUUUUUUGGAUGGAGACAAA
This is a messenger RNA of Diaporthe batatas, 6721 nucleotides long. RefSeq lists its product as uncharacterized. The transcript has 2 exons. NCBI's taxonomy places the organism in Eukaryota, Fungi, Ascomycota, Sordariomycetes, Diaporthales, Diaporthaceae. The record is from RefSeq and is a predicted model, not a curated record. The coding region runs from base 741 to 6227 and encodes 1828 amino acids.